AUGCAAGACCACGACAACUCAGAGUCAGACCAGGUGUGGGUCAUCACAGACACACAGAACAAGUUCCCUGCAGCACUGGCAGGGGGUCCUGAGCGGAUACCUCCUGAAGCAACUGAAGAAGUUAACACCGGAGAAUCCCUUCAAGUGUUCGCAGUGGCGGCUGGCGUCGCUUUGCUCGUCGCCUUGUUCACCCUUCACCGAGUGGGCGCGUCGAGAGACGCGAAGUCCCGAGAGGGCAGAGCGGCCGAGGAGGACCUGACAGUGUCAACAAACCUGGGGCCCAUCCGUGGCGUCGCGCUGCAGGUGCUCGACAAGAAGGUGGUGGCUUACUACGGCGUGCCUUACGCUCAACCACCCGUGGGUGCGCGCCGAUACCGCGUGCCCCAGCGCCGCGCACCGUGGUCGGACACGUUCAACGCCACCGAGCGGGAAGACGUGCGCUGCGCCCAGGUAGCCGGCGGCGAGUACUUCGAGUCUCAGGCCAACGCGUCCGCCGAGGAGGACUGCCUUACCAUAGACGUCUUCGUGCCUAAGAGUGCCUACGACCGCAGCUCGAGGCAAGUCGAUGCAGAUGUCUGCCGGGAUUGCAAUGUAAUGUUCAAUGUUCACAGCUCGGUGCCGCUCCCGAAUACGAGUAAUGAUAUGCAGGUGCUAUACCUGCUUCCCGCUAUCGUCUGUCGAUGUGCUCAGGAAAUAGUUCCGGCAGUUUUCGACAGCAUCUGGGGUGUGGAUAUUUUCGUGCCCAGGCCCAUCGUGGUGGUGCUGCACGGCGGCGGCUUCCGCACGGGCUCCAACCGUCACCCCCUGUACGACGGCCGUUGGCUGGCGGGCGUUGCCGACGUUGUCGUUGCGGUGCCCAACUACCGCCUAGGCCCGCUGGGCUUCUUACGCGCCGGCGAGGGGAAGCCGGAGGCCCCCGGAAACCAGGGUCUCUGGGACCAGUUGCUCGCCAUGCAGUGGGUGCGCGCCAAUGCGGCUUCGUUCGGCGCCAGUCCGGACGCGCUGACUCUGCUCGGCGUCGACAGCGGAGCCGUGAGCGCGGGUCUGCACCUGCUGUCACCGCUGAGCAGGCAGUUCUUCGAGCGCGCGGUGCUGGCGGGCGGCAGCCCGUUUGUCAUGAGCCGCUACAGCGCGUUCGCCGAGCUGGACGAGCUGCGUCAGCUAGCUGCCACCGUGUGUGACGAGCCGCAGACGGGCCCGGAGGCAGAGAAGGACGAGCUGCCCUUGAGGAAGCCGGCGAUGGCUUGCCUCCGUGCCGCCGCCGCCGAACACAUCGUUGGCAGCCUGGACGAGUUCAAUGGCGUCAACGCGCGGCCAUUCGGCCCCGUCUACGGCGCCAACGACACCGCCGAGGACGACUUCUUCCUGCCGACAGCCGCCGGAGACUCGUACCUCCUUCCGGACGAAGAAGGAGUCGGCGGGGCUUUCGGCGGCAAGGCGCUGGUCAUCGGCUACGCCACCAACGAAGGCGAGUACUUCCUGCGGCAGUUCGUCGACCAGUGGGACCUGGAGAGUGCGGACUCGCUGCCCAAAUCUCUUGUGCGUCUGCUGCUCGACAGGCUGUUGCUCCACUUCUUCGGUCCCAAGCAGCUGGCGGAGCUCAGGGCGCUGUACUUCGGCGAUCUGCUUGCGGACAACGACGGCGCGUCCUUCUCUUCGGCCGCUGACGCCUACUUGCAGGCUGCGUCCUUUCUUGGCGACGUGCUGGUCAAGUGUCCUGCCAGGAUGAUGGCGGAACUCGCGUCGGCUGGUGGCGCCAGCGUUUACUUCUACGAACUCGAUUACAACGUCAACGCGCUGGCCGCGGACGAGGGAGCUGGGCUGCAGGGCCGCUGGUCCGGCGCGCCCCACUACACCGACGCACUCUUUAUGCUCGGCGUCUUUCUCGGCCGGGAAGUUGCGGACGGAAGCCACAUCCUGGCUACUAGCCGCCGCAUGAUGGGCAAAGUGGGCGCCUUUGCACGAACAGGGGUGCCCGACCGGACCCGCGACGUGCCGUGGCCGCUGUACCGAAAGCCGCAGCGCGAGAUGGCCGCCAUCUCGCUCAACCGACUGCGCAUCGAUCACGUGCCCAGCAGUGAGCGGUGUCGCCGCCUAGCGCGGCACUCCCGCUGGAGUAGACUGCGGGCGGCCGCUUUUAUCUGACCACUGCGCUGACCGCUGCGGUCACGAGAAGGCGCUCUCUCUUCUUCGAUACCAUAUAUGGACACACACAAGGCGCACAUUACCCCGCGCUGGUAACGCUUUCUUUUGGCCAAGACGGUGCACUUUCUCAAAUUUUAUUUGCGGUAACGCCAAUAAACAGUUUUCUGUGUGGUACCAUCGCGAGUAAAGAAAGAUUAGGAAAUGACGCUACAAGCAUUAGUUACGCGAUUUACGUUAAAUGCGCAGCAGUAAUUGUUACCUAGGUGGCGAUUAUCUAUACAGGGAAAAUAUCACUUCGGGCUCAAACUUGAAAUAACGAUUUCAUAGAAUAGAGAAUGUGGGCUUGAUUAGAGAGAGAGAUCACAUCUGUCGCGGGAUGAGAAAAAUUUUGGUAUGGAAGAUUAAAUUUACAUAUCGUUAUACAUCUUUGAAUAAAGUAACGCUGUGGCGCUGUGUUCGAGCUACUGUAUAAUAUCGCAUGCGAACGCCAACCCUAUGACGAAAGUGUGUCGCAAUAUGUCUACCACGGCAGACGCGGUGCCACUGUCAACGGCACCAGGUAUGCUCGAAAUGACGAACCUUGUUCGGGCUGACAACGGGUUUCAGCCAAUCAAGGCGUGCAUCCAGGGUGGCAGCGGUAAAUGUUUUGUCGGAUUUCCCAGACAGUAACGCCGAAUGCAUUAUUUGAAAAGAAGGCAGCAAAAGGCGAUUGAGCUACAUGCGCUCACACUAGUGAACUACGCCGACAGUCAACGAUCUUUAAGGAGUUUUAGCAUGUUAAUUAAUGCGCAGAGUGAUACAUGUACUGAUUAAAAACUUCAUGCAGAAUAAAAUCCAGAUCAAACGCAAAUGCUAGACGCCAUGCGAAGGCAAGCUUUUGCGAGGCGAUCAUUUAAAUGCGGUGAAACUUCAUUUUCUGUGCCGUGUUUUGCAAUAUAGCGAUAUGCAAGACGCAGACACACUGACCACACGACACACGCUAUCGUGGGUUUCUGUCCCCGCGGUCGACUAGCAUCUCAUGGCAUCAUUUACGAAAUGUUGUACUAACUUUCACUAAAGGGAGCUGUUGUUGACGAAUAUUGAUAAAGCGU
Messenger RNA from Dermacentor andersoni, 3236 nucleotides. RefSeq names its product cholinesterase 1-like. Gene Ontology annotation, biological process: choline metabolic process; acetylcholine catabolic process. Gene Ontology annotation, molecular function: acetylcholinesterase activity. The record is from RefSeq and is a predicted model, not a curated record. NCBI's taxonomy places the organism in Eukaryota, Metazoa, Arthropoda, Arachnida, Ixodida, Ixodidae. Gene Ontology annotation, cellular component: plasma membrane.